GCCGCCAUCUGUGGCCAUAUCUUUGCCUGAACAGUGCGCCCCAUGUUCCCGCUGCAGCGCCAAGGCACUUUGAUGGGGGUCGUUGCGUACGUUAUUUGGGGGCUGAGUGCCAUCUACUGGAGGCUGCUCGUUCAGGUGCCUGCGAUGCAGCUCCUAUGCCAUCGUAUCGUGUGGGCUCUGCCCGUCGCUGCCGUUGUCGCGGUCGCAACUGGCCACGGUCCCACAACACGUUCGUGUGUGUCAUUCCAAGCGACGACUGUGGUGUUUUACAUCGUGACAGCGACCCUCUUGGGCAUCAACUUGUGUGUCAGCAUUGUGGCCGCGAAUGCUGGAUUCAUCGUCGAGCUGAGCCUGGGGUACUUUACCAGCCCCCUCGUGACGGUACUCCUGGGCGUCGUCAUGCUUCGCGAGCGGCUUCGACGGUGGCAGUGGGUUGCCAUCGCCAUGGCGACGUCUGGGCUGCUCACCGUCACGUUCUUAUACGGCAAGUUUCCGUGGAUCUCGAUUGUCCUCGCCGCCAACUUUGGCGUGUAUGGGCUCAUGCAGAAGAAGGCGCCACUCGUGUCCGUCCAGGGCAUUUGCAUCGAGUUUGCCAUCUUGACGGUGCCAAGUGCCGUGUAUUUGAUAUACGAGCACCGCCGCGGCACUGCGGCGUUCAUGUCAUUGUAUCCCGGGUACGACAUUCUCCUGGUUGGUCUUGGCGUUCUCACGGUAACGCCACAACUGCUCUUCUCCACGGCCAUCAAGCGCAUCCCCCUUACGACCAUGGGUUUGCUUCAAUUCAUCGGGCCGACGCUCAACAUUCUCACGGGCGUCGUCAUUUACAAUGAGGAUUUUCAGUGGACAAAAGCGAUCGGGUUCGCCCAAGUCUGGCUUGGUCUCGUCAUUUACGCGAUCGACCUGGUCCGGUAUGGAGCCAAGCCCGCUUCCGCCCCUACUGACGCCGUCGCCGCCACGGAUCGGCCGACCAUCGCGCGUGCCGCUGAUGUCGACGAGGCACUCGAAUUGACCGAAAGCGACGCCGCAUCGACUGCUAAGCCGACCGCCAAGAUGUAGCCUCCAAGGAUAUCCUGCAAGGGGACGCCACCCAGAAGUCGUCAUUUUCACAACUCAUUGUACGAGCGCGAAGGGUGCUGCCUGAAUGGAUGGGCAAUCUGUCUCGAGCAGGCAAUUCAAUCAAACGAGCCAGCAUCUCGAUGUUGCGAU
Molecule: messenger RNA, 1206 nt
Organism: Aphanomyces invadans
Lineage: Eukaryota; Oomycota; Saprolegniomycetes; Saprolegniales; Verrucalvaceae
Product: protein RarD
Exons: 1
Coding region: 43-1056 (337 amino acids)
Cellular component (GO): plasma membrane
Source: RefSeq, a predicted model, not a curated record